CAUGUUGGGGGGAUUACCGUCGUGAGCAGUACUGAUAGCAGCGUAGCUUUUCCGAGUUAGCUUCAGUUCUUUUUCCACCUUAAGCCGAGUGUGCUUUUAAAUUCAAAAAUGGCUCGUUGGUGUUGCAUAAAAGGCUGUUCGAGUAAAACAGGACACUUUGGCAUAAAGUUUUUCAGGUUUCCCGUCUAUAGAAAAGACCGUGGACAGCAAAUGGAAGAUCUAAGCAGGAGACGCAGGUUGGCCUGGGUUGCAGCUGUCAGGCGCAAGGAGAUCACAUUCAAUCAGAUAUCAGCGAACAUGCGUGUUUGUUCACUGCAUUUUCAUAAAGGUCAGCCAGCUUAUGAGAUGAUGGAAAGUGAUGCGGACUGGGCUCCAUCUCUACGUCUGGGUCACACUGACGUUAAACCGACUGACGCAGCACGCUAUGCAAGACGACGUAAACGAGACCAGCAACGUAACAGCACAUCACAGGAAGCUGAGUUAGUGGCGCAGCAGGAUGAAGACGUUUGUGGCCAUCAUGUCCUGGAGGAGGCUGAUCUGUUUGCUGAGGUGCAGCUGGAAUGCGUUUCAGAUCCGACUGAUGAAUCUGAACAGAUUGCUGAACAGGGGACUGUCAUCCCUGAAUGUGAAGCAUGUGCCCUUAAGUCGGCAGAAAUAAAUAGACUCAGAGAAGAAAAUGGAGAACUGAGGCAGCAGGUGAACAGAGUUAAGUUCAGUGAUGGCUUUUUUUCCGAAGAUGACAAUGAUAAAGUAAGACAUUAUACAGGACUGCCUAAUCUUCAAACCUUCAUGCAAAUACUGUCACUGCUGGUUUCUGUCACAAACCCCAAAAAGACACUUCUCACACCAUAUCAAAUGCUGCUUCUGACAUGUAUGCGGCUAAGACUCGAUGUACCUGUUUAUCUCCUUGCUGAUCUGUUUUUUGUUUCACCUAGUACUGUCUACAGGGCUUUCAGCGAUACUGUGUCACAAUUAUAUACAAUCCUGCAACCUUCUAUUGUGUGGCCAGACAGAGACACAUUGCGUAAAGUUAUGCCACACGAGUUUGUGCAUUCAUUUGGAAAUAAGGUUGCUGUGAUUAUUGAUUGCUUUGAAAUUUUUACAGAGAGACCAUCUAAUGUCAAAGCCCGGGCCCAGAUGUUUUCAAGUUAUAAGCACAACCACACCAUGAAGUACCUGAUAGGAAUUACACCCAGAGGAGCCAUCUGUUUUUUGUCCAAAGGAUGGGGGGGGGCGUACAAGUGACAAGCAUAUCACACUUAAUAGUGGAUUUCUUGAUAAAUUGUUGCCAGGGGACAUUGUUUUGGCUGACAGAGGUUUUGAUAUUCAAGAACAUGUUGGGAUGUUGUGUGCUGAGGUGAAACUCCCUGCUUUUACAAAAGGCAUGUGUCAGCUAGAUGCAAAAAACGUGGAGGAAACUAGAAAAAUAGCACAUCUGAGAAUCCAUGUUGAAAGGGUGAUUGGAAAUGUAUGUCAAAAGUAUAAGAUCUUGUCAGGUACAAUGCCAAUCUCUCUGAUACUGCCAUGUGAGUGUGAGGAUGUAACGCUUUUAGAUAAAGUGGUUACAGUGUGUUGUGCAUUUACAAAUCUUUGCCCAACUGUAAUUAAAUAAUGUGACAGUUACUGUAAAUGAUUUAUGACACAAUGAAAUGAAAUAAACAUACAAAAUGUUCAACUGUUGUCAUAAGAUUUACAUCCACAUAUUGAAUUUUGGUGGUUCUUAAUUGUUACCUGUCGUGAUGCAGAA
This is a messenger RNA of Nematolebias whitei (Rio pearlfish), 1747 nucleotides long. RefSeq lists its product as uncharacterized. Lineage: Eukaryota; Metazoa; Chordata; Actinopteri; Cyprinodontiformes; Rivulidae. The record is from RefSeq and is a predicted model, not a curated record. The transcript has 2 exons. The coding region runs from base 109 to 1245 and encodes 378 amino acids.